AUGUCUCUUACAAAAAUAUCAUUGUUGUUGAUGUUCACUUUUUGCUUGAUAUCUGCACAGGCAGCAAGGUUUGACAUUGUCAACCAAUGCUCCUACACCGUGUGGCCAGCUGCCAUUCCCAGCGGUGGCGGUGUACGGUUGGACCCCGGACAAUCAUGGAGUAUAGGAAUCCCGGCUGGAACCAGCUCGGGCCGAGUUUGGGGUCGAACCGGUUGCCAUUUUGACAACUCAGGCCACGGUACAUGUCAAACCGGUGACUGCGCCGGUGUGCGUGGUUGCACCUUAUCAGGUCAACCUCCGACGACACUUGCUGAAUUCACGCUUAACGGCGGUUUUAAUCUGGAUUAUAUUAAUCUAUCUGUAAUUGAUGGGUUCAACGUUCCCAUGCAAUUUAGUGGAUGCAACAAAGUGCUAAAUUGUAGGGAUGCUUCUUGCCCUGAUGCUUAUCAUACACCUAGUGAGAAUCAAAAAGUGGCUUCAUGCCCAGGUGGUACUAACUAUAGAAUAGUCUUUUGCCCUUAA
Lathyrus sativus (Indian pea) is the source of this 522-nucleotide messenger RNA. The record is from the annotation of a GenBank genome assembly. Lineage: Eukaryota; Viridiplantae; Streptophyta; Magnoliopsida; Fabales; Fabaceae.